GCAACUUCCUCACAGUGGCAAAGGAAUGUGAAGGAGAAACCUGCAUCCCCUCAGCAGCCAGACUGCCAGCUCUGCGGGUGAAUCCAGACAUCUGAGCCCCCUGCCUUGGAACUAAGGAAGUCAGCACACUGCACCAGCAGGGAAGAGGUUAAAUAGCAAGUUGCUCCACCCAGAUAUCUCUGUUUUGCCCAAAAGAUCUCAGAUUUCUAUUAAUCUUAGAUAGAGAUAAGGAACUGCAGCUACUGAUUGUCUUGUCUGAGCGAGCCUGGGAGUACCGAGGACGUCUGGGAGUACUGAAGGAACCUGGGAAUACUGAGGGAGUCUGGAAGUACUGGGGAAAGCAGAGGGAUAACUGGGGCACAACUGAGGGAAGUGGAAUUAACUAGAGGUUUAAUGUGUAGUUAUUUAUUGCAGGGCUGGUGUGAGGCUGGAUACCUCAGGGAUAGCAGGGAUUAAAUGAGUGAGGCUGGAUACCUCAGGGAUAUUUAGGAAUAACAAGGUGAGGCUGGAUACCUCACGGAUAUCAGGGAAUAACUGUUUGAGGCUCGAUACCUCAGGGAUAACAGGGAAUAACUGGGAUUAAUUUAAUGAGGACAGUUACCUACCAGAUACAGGAUAAUCCAAGGGAUUUUGGGAAUAUCUGGGAAUAACUGAAUGAGGCUGGAUCCCUGUGGGAUAACAUGGACUAACUGAGUGAGCCUAGAUACUACAGGAGUAGGAAAACUCGAGGAACAUUAGAAAUACCUGGGCACAACUGAGAGAGGUGAGAGACUUCAGGGAUAACAGGCAAUACCUGGGGGAACUUGGAAAGAAAUUGGCCCUGACACUUGGAAAUAUCUCUGAAGAAGAACCAAGAGGGAAGCUUUUCGGAUUCCUGCAAUGUGCAAUUUACACUGAGGACUCUGAGGAUCUCCGAGAGUAAAAGAUAAUGGGGCAGUUGGGGCCCCUCUUGCUGCUUCUGAUGGCGGCUCUGCUCCUGAGAGAGGUGACCAGCGAAUGUAAUGGUAAUGAGGUGGCCGAGUGCAACAAUAUUACUGUAUUCAGCAAAACUUCCCAAAUAACAGUGACAAGCCCAGCAGAUAAUGUGACACUAAACAGAGUGGAAUACUUAAAUGGAACGACGGUGGAACAAUCAGUAAUCACAAACAAUACUGUCUCUAACCUCACACCUGGGAGCCAAUAUGUUAUUGUUUAUGGAAACUCAUUGCUGAACUGCUGCCAGAACAUCACAACCUAUCCAUCUCCCCCUGGGUCGUUGAUAUCAAACAGCAGUAACACAACAAGUAUCUCCCUCAGCUGGGCUCAACCCCAAAAUAUGACGGGCGUAGAGUAUAACUUCAAUGUAACAUGCAGUAAUACAUCAGGACUUGUGUAUUCCAACAUUUUGGAAAAUGUAUCAUCUGUGCAAAUUCCCAAUCUACAGUCUGGAACCAACUACUCCAUCCAGAUAGUAACGGUCGGAGUUAUGGGGUAUCAGAGUGACCCUAUUUCUAUUUCUCUCCACACAAGACCGUUCCCUGUCCCAAAGCUGAUUAUUGGAAACAUAACUACAACCUCCGUGGACUUACAGUGGCCUAAGCCUCAGGACUACAAGUCUUACUAUUACUACAGAGUGUCAGUAAUUGGGGACAAAUCAUUCAGUAAUACAACCGGAGAUGAGACAUAUAGCAUAACAGGUCUAACACCCGGGGAAAAGUACAGCUUCAGUGUCACCGUACUGAUCCCUAAUGGAACAGAAGGAGAAAGUGUCUCCAACUCAAGCUACCUGUAUCCUGAGAAAAUCCCACCUGGAAACAUUACAGCAAGAAAUAUCAGAUCUACAGAUGUGGUGGAGAUUCUGUGGGUUGCCCCACCUGGGAAAGUGGAAUAUUAUAACAUAUCCCUCAUUAGUAAUAACACAACUCAAAUGAAUCAAAGCAGAUCUGUCUCACCUGUGAAUUUCCAUGGCCUACUCCCUGGGAGGAAAUUCAAUGUCACAAUACUGACAGUGAGUGGAAAUCUCAACCAGAUCUCUGAGCCUCUUACUAAUGCCACAUAUCCAUCUCCCCCUGGGUCGUUGAUAUCAAACAGCAGUAACACAACAAGUAUCUCCCUCAGCUGGGCUCAACCCCAAAAUAUGACGGGCGUAGAGUAUAACUUCAAUGUAACAUGCAGUAAUACAUCAGGAAUUGUGUAUUCCAACAUUUUGGAAAAUGUAUCAUCUGUGCAAAUUCCAAAUCUACAGUCUGGAACCAACUACUCCAUCCAGAUAGUAACAGUCGGAGUUAUGGGGUAUCAGAGUGACCCUAUUUCUAUUUCUCUCUACACAAGACCGUUCUCCGUCCCACAGCUGAUUAUUGGAAACAUAACUACAACCUCCGUGGACUUACAGUGGCCUAAGCCUCAGGACUACAAGUCUUACUAUUCCUACAGAGUGUCAGUAAUUGGGGACAAAUCAUUCAGUAAUACAACCGGAGAUGAGACAUAUAGCAUAACAGGUCUAACACCCGGGGAAAAGUACAGCUUCAGUGUCACCGUAAUGAUCCCUAAUGGAACAGAAGGAGAAAGUGUCUCCAACUCAAGCUACCUGUAUCCUGAGAAAAUCCCACUUGGAAACAUUACAGCAAGAAAUAUCAGAUCUACAGAUGUGGUGGAGAUUCUGUGGGUUGCCCCACCUGGGAAAGUGGAAUAUUAUAACAUAUCCCUCAUUAGUAAUAACACAACUCAAAUGAAUCAAAGCAGAUCUGUCUCACCUGUGAAUUUCCAUGGCCUACUCCCUGGGAGGAAAUUCAAUGUCACAAUACUGACAGUGAGUGGAAAUCUCAACCAGAUCUCUGAGCCUCUUACUAAUGCCACAUAUCCAUCUCCCCCUGGGUCGUUGAUAUCAAACAGCAGUAACACAACAAGUAUCUCCCUCAGCUGGGCUCAACCCCAAAAUAUGACGGGCGUAGAGUAUAACUUCAAUGUAACAUGCAGUUAUACAUCAGGAAUUGUGUAUUCCAAUGUUUUGGGAAAUGUAUCAUCUGUGCAAAUUCCCAAUCUACAGUCUGGAACCAGCUACUCCAUCCAGAUAGUAACAGUCGGAGUUAUGGGGUAUCAGAGUGACCCUAUUUCUAUAUCUCUCUACACAAGACCGUUCUCCGUCCCACAGCUGAUUAUUGGAAACAUAACUACAAUCUCCGUGGAUUUACAGUGGCCUAAGCCUCAGGACUACAAGUCUUACUAUUCCUACAGAGUGUCAGUAAUUGAGGACAAAUCAUUCAGUAAUACAACCGGAGAUGAGACAUAUAGCAUAACAGGUCUAACACCCGGGGAAAAGUACAGCUUCAGUGUCACCGUACUGAUCCCUAAUGGAACAGAAGGAGAAAGUGUCUCCAACUCAAGCUACCUGUAUCCUGAGAAAAUCCCACCUGGAAACAUUACAGCAAGAAAUAUCAGAUCUACAGAUGUGGUGGAGAUUCUGUGGGUUGCCCCACCUGGGAAAGUGGAAUAUUAUAACAUAUCCCUCAUUAGUAAUAACACAACUCAAAUGAAUCAAAGCAGAUCUGUCUCACCUGUGAAUUUCCAUGGCCUACUCCCUGGGAGGAAAUUCAAUGUCACAAUACUGACAGUGAGUGGAAAUCUCAACCAGAUCUCUGAGCCUCUUACUAAUGCCACAUAUCCAUCUCCCCCUGGGUCGUUGAUAUCAAACAGCAGUAACACAACAAGUAUCUCCCUCAGCUGGGCUCAACCCCAAAAUAUGACGGGCGUAGAGUAUAACUUCAAUGUAACAUGCAGUUAUACAUCAGGAAUUGUGUAUUCCAAUGUUUUGGGAAAUGUAUCAUCUGUGCAAAUUCCCAAUCUACAGUCUGGAACCAGCUACUCCAUCCAGAUAGUAACAGUCGGAGUUAUGGGGUAUCAGAGUGACCCUAUUUCUAUAUCUCUCUACACAAGACCGUUCCCUGUGCCACAGCUGAUUAUUGGAAACAUAACUACAACCUCCGUGGAUUUACAGUGGCCUAAGCCUCAGGACUACAAGUCUUACUAUUCCUACAGAGUGUCAGUAAUUGGGGACAAAUCAUUCAAUAAAACAACCGGAGAUGAGACAUAUAGCAUAACAGGUCUAACACCCGGGGAAAAGUACAGCUUCAGUGUCACCGUACUGAUCCCUAAUGGAACAGAAGGAGAAAGUGUCUCCAACUCAAGCUACCUGUAUCCAUCUCCCCCUGGGUCGUUGAUAUCAAACAGUAGUAGCACAACAAGUAUCUCCCUCAGCUGGGCUCAACCCCAAAAUAUGACGGGCGUAGAGUAUAACUUCAGUGUCACCUACAGCAAUUCAUCAGGAACGAUGUAUUCAAUACAUCCACUGACUCAAUCCUCUGUUCUAAUUUCCUAUCUACAAUCUGGAACCAAGUACUCCAUCCAGAUAGUAACGGUCGGAGUUAUGGGGUAUCAGAGUGACCCUAUUUAUAUUUCUCUCUACACAAGACCGUUCCCUGUCCCACAGCUGAUUAUUGGAAACAUAACUACAACCUCCGUGGACUUACAGUGGCCUAAGCCUCAGGACUACAAGUCUUACUAUUACUACAGAGUGUCAGUAAUUGGGGACAAAUCAUUCAGUAAUACAACCGGAGAUGAGACAUAUAGCAUAACAGGUCUAACACCCGGGGAAAAGUACAGCUUCAGUGUCACCGUACUGAUCCCUAAUGGAACAGAAGGAGAAAGUGUCUCCAACUCAAGCUACCUGUACCCUGAGAGAAUCCCAAGGGAAAACAUCACAGUGAGAAACAACAAAUCUACAAAUUUCCUGGAGGUUCUGUGGGUUCCCCCACCUGGGAGGGUAGAACUGUAUGUCGUCUCCCUUAUAAAUGAGAUUUCAUAUGUUGUCCAAUUCAAUCAAAGCACAUCUGUCUCACCUGUGAUAUUCAGAGACUUACUCCCUGGGAGGAAAUUCAAUAUCACAAUAAAGACAUUGAGUGGAGAUCUCAGCAGUACCUCCCUGACUAUUCCUCAAGCCACAUAUCCAUCUCCCCCUGGGUCGUUGAUAUCAAGCAGUAGUAGCACAACAAGUAUCUCCCUCAGCUGGGCUCAACCCCAAAAUAUGAAGGGCGUAGAGUAUAACUUCAGUGUAACAUGCAGUAAUACAUCAGGAAUCGUGUAUUCCAAAGUUUUGGGGAAUAUAUUAUCUGUGCAAAUUCCCAAUCUACAGUCUGGAACCAGCUACUCCAUCCAGAUAGUAACAGUCGGAGUUAUGGGGUAUCAGAGUGACCCUAUUUCUAUUUCUCUCUACACAAGACCGUUCCCUGUCCCACAGCUGAUUAUUGGAAACAUAACUACAACCUCCGUGGACUUACAGUGGCCUAAGCCUCAGGACUACAAGUCUUACUAUUCCUACAGAGUGUCAGUAAUUGGGGACAAAUCAUUCAGUAAUACAACCGGAGAUGAGACAUAUAGCAUAACAGGUCUAACACCCGGGGAAAAGUACAGCUUCAGUGUCACCGUACUGAUCCCUAAUGGAACAGAAGGAGAAAGUGUCUCCAACUCAAUCUUCCUGUUUCCGGCGGCGGUUACAUCACUUACCUGCACAUCUCAGGAUGGAAAACCAACUCUCAUCUUUACAUGGCAAUGUCCAGAAGGGACUCACAGUCGAUUCUACCUAAAUAUCACCAAAAAGGGCACCAAUGAUCUAUCAACAAUUAAUAUCACUGCCAGCUGUGCUACUGGAAUUCAAACCUUCCCUGUGGAUGGACUAAAUUAUAACACAGUAUAUGAUGUUACUAUAACAGCCGUGUCCUUUAACACAGUCAGUGGCGCAUAUAAGCGAGACUGCACAACUGCAGUGGGACCUCCUCCCAUAGUUCUUACUCCUCUUGUGCCAUCAGUUGGCCAGGUAUCACCUUCUCAAAUAACAUUCACCUUCAAUGAAUUUAACAACACAAAUGGGCCAAUCAAAGCAUAUGCUGUGAUAGUGACAACUGAUAGCAACGCCGUCAGUCCACCCAGUGGAAUUUUGUCCAAGACCUACGCAGACUUUAACAGCAAGAAUACAAACAGUUAUGUGUCACAAAUCAUGGAGUUUGGGCAAACGAAGGGGAGAUCCAUUAGGCAAGCUGCCUACACAGUGGCCAUUGGAGAUAAAUCUACAACCCGCGGCUACUACAAUGGACCUUUACAGCCUGCAACGUCCUAUAAGGUGGCGGUUGCUGGAUUUACUAAUAUUGUCUUUGAUAACAACACAAACAGAGUUAUAGAGGAUCGCUGCAGUGUAGCAAGCUCUUUAUUCUCAAGCCCCAUCUCAACAGCUCAGGAUCAAGGUGUGAUUGCUGGGGCCGUGAUUGGGAGCAUCCUAGGAGCCGCUGUCAUUGCUAUUCUUGCCUUUUUCAUCUGGAGGAGACAAAGAAAUCGAGAAGUGAAAAAGCGGGAGAAUUUGUCAUUCUCAAGUAUCAAGCAAACAAAACGGUCCCAGCCCAUUCCCAAGUCCGAUUUUGAGGCGCAUUUCCGAAAGCAGCAGGCCAACAGUAGCCUGGGCUUUAGUGAGGAGUAUGAAAACUUUUCAUCUGUGGGAAUUUCUCAACCUAAAGAAGCCUCCGAGCUGCCCGAGAACAAAGCCAAGAACAGAUACAAUAACGUACUACCCUAUGAUCAUUCCCGGGUGAAACUCUCCAUUGAAAAUCACCAGACUGAGGAUUAUAUCAAUGCCAAUUACAUCCCAGGUUACAUGACAAGCAAGGAGUUUAUUGCUGCCCAAGGUCCCCUGCCCAGCACCGUCCGUGAUUUCUGGCGCAUGAUUUGGGAGAAGAACAUUAGUGCUGUGGUUAUGCUGACACGAUGUGUGGAACUGGGAAAGGUAAAGUGUGAUGAAUAUUGGCCAAGCAGCGGGAAGAAGGAUUUCAGUGGCAUGUCCAUCUCUUUAAUAGAGGAGUCUGUUCAACCUGAGUGGACCAUCAGGGACUUCACAGUCACUCAUAAACAAGAAAAUCAAAGCAAGUGCGUGCGCCAUUUCCACUUCACUGCCUGGCCUGACCAUGGGGUCCCCAAAACAACGGACGUUCUCAUUGGCUUCAGGAAUUUACUAUGGGACUAUGUAAAACAAUGUCCGCCCAAUUCCCCCGUGCUGGUUCAUUGCAGCGCUGGUGUUGGCAGGACAGGCACAUUAAUCGCACUGGAUCGCAUUAUGAAACAGAUUGAAUCAGAGGAUGUGGUAGAUGUGUUUGGCACUGUGCAUAGUCUGAGGAUGCAUCGGGUAUUGAUGGUACAAACGGAGAAACAAUACAUCUUCCUGAACCAGUGUGCACUCGAUUCUAUCAAAGCCCAGAAGGCAAACAAACCGGACCUCAUCUACCAGAACGUGAGCACAGUCUACGAGAAUUGUAGCACACCCCUCCGCUUGGGAAACUCAAGGGUCUGAUCAGGGAAUCAAACCCACAGGCUACGAGGACCAGCACUGACUCUACUGGACUCACAGACUUCAGGGAGAACAAGGAAAAAGCACUUUUGAAGGUUUAAUUUUUAUUAUUGUGAAAUUAAAUAUGAAAUUAAUAUAUGUAACAAUGUGAUUUCAAUCAAAGUAGAACUUCAUGUUGUGCGGGAUUGGGGUGCAGGGGAUACAAGGGGUGCAGGGGAUUGUUCCUUGUGCAGCUGCCCCCCCUCACUGAGAUUCUUACACUGAUAAGUUAAUGAGUAUAUUAUAGCAAUUGCACCUGCUAAUUACCCUCCUAUCACUGCCCCCUGUGCCCAGAGAUGAUUUGCACUUGGCCGUAUAUAUUUAUCAAAGUGAUUAUUUAUUCAGUUCAGCUCAGGAACUUGCUACUACUGGUUAUUGUUAUGUAUGAUCCGGUGGCCAAUCUUUCACCCUUAUUGAGUGCAAAGCUGUGGGUGAUACAAGCUUCCUACACACACCAGCAGGACAAGACUCAUGCUACAUAUUGUAUCUGGGCAGAGGCAGGAUCAUACAUGUCUCAUGCUAUACUGGAUCAAAACAAACAAAAAAGGGGAGCAGAAUAAAGGGGAGCAGUGGGCACAUAACAAGGCACUUACUCAGGAUUUUCUUGCACUGAAAUCUUCAUUCCAAGCCAUUUCUGUUGCUGCAGUUGAUCAGACACUGUGGGGCCGGGGGUGUGGGAUACACUGUAACAUAUUUCUAUAUUCAAGUGCAUUUUUAUAUUACAUUAUGUUUCUGGGGUGCCAUGGAUCUUGAAAGAAUCACAUUCAACCCUGUCAUUCUAUAUAACAUGUGUAUAUAUAUAUAUAUAUAUAUAUAUAUAUAUAUAUAUAUAUAAUUCUAUAUAAUAAGGAAUCCCAAUGAACUCAAUCACUGCCAAGAAACACUAUGGAAAUCCUCUUUAUCCUCCGGCAGCAACACUCCCUUGUGUUAGUUCUGUUGGAAGGAAUGGACUGGAACACACAUGUGCCUUCGCAUUGGCUAUUUCUGCCUAUAAGUUUCUCACUUGGUCAGUGUGCUGAAAGAGCAAACCCUAACCCUAAUACACAGGCUGUGGCUACUUGGCUACGAGAGCUCUAGCCAUAUCCUUGUGUGCCAGCGCUCAGCUUGCCUGGGCAUCACUACUAUGAUUGUGCUCACGGGGUGAGGGCAAACAGUCUCAGGUUUGUACAUAAGAGCAGAGAGCCUCUGUUAUUUUUAUACCUCUUUUUCUAUGAUUUCCUGUGAUUUGUAAAAUACUCUGAAUCCAUAAUAAAGACUUUUAUUUACAA
Messenger RNA from Xenopus laevis (African clawed frog), 8670 nucleotides. Its product is annotated as receptor-type tyrosine-protein phosphatase eta. Lineage: Eukaryota; Metazoa; Chordata; Amphibia; Anura; Pipidae. The transcript is spliced from 34 exons. The record is from RefSeq and is a predicted model, not a curated record. The coding region runs from base 929 to 7366 and encodes 2145 amino acids.